This is a messenger RNA of Hyaena hyaena (striped hyena), 2157 nucleotides long. It is a transcript of the gene UBL4A, whose product is annotated as ubiquitin like 4A. The transcript is spliced from 4 exons. Lineage: Eukaryota; Metazoa; Chordata; Mammalia; Carnivora; Hyaenidae. The record is from RefSeq and is a predicted model, not a curated record. Gene Ontology annotation, biological process: post-translational protein targeting to endoplasmic reticulum membrane. Gene Ontology annotation, molecular function: protein binding. The coding region runs from base 88 to 567 and encodes 159 amino acids.
GCGGUUCCGGCGCGCGCCCGGGGCGGCGGCGCGCAGCGGGGGGCGGUGGGGCGCGCGCCGGCCGCAGUGGACGCCGCCGCGGCCGCCAUGCAGCUGACGGUGAAAGCGCUCCAGGGCCGUGAGUGCAGCCUGCAGGUGUCGGAGGACGAGCCGGUGUCCACGCUGAAACAUCUGGUCUCCGAGAAGCUGAACGUCCCGGUGCGCCAGCAGCGGCUGCUGUUCAAGGGCAAGGCCCUGGCAGAUGGGAAAAGACUCUCCGAUUACAGCGUUGGGCCCAAUUCCAAGCUCAACCUAGUGGUCAAACCUCUGGAGAAAGUGUUACUGGAAGAAAGCGCUGCCCGCAGACUGGCCGAGGCCCCGCCACCACCCCCACCAGCCUGGCAGCUGAUCUCCAAAGUCCUGGCCCGUCACUUCAGCGCCGCAGAUGCCAGCAGAGUCCUGGAUCAACUACAGAGGGAUUACGAGAGGUCCCUGAACCGCCUGACGCUGGAUGACAUCGAGCGCUUGGCCAGCCGCUUUCUGCACCCCGAAGUACCUGAAGCUCAGGAGAAGGGCUUCUCCAAAUAAGUUCUCUGUGGGGAGGAGCCCGCCAGGCUACACGCUGCAUGUAGCAUUAAACGUGUUCUCCUGUCGCAGUCUGGCUCAUGAUAAUAAUCACACCUGCCAGUACCUGGGUGCCCACGCCUGGCUCUUGCCUGGGUUUGCUCCCACGCCUCACCCAAAAGGUAAGACAAGGCUCCUAGCAGUGAAGCGGGGGAGCCAGAGUCUGAGGCCAGCCAGAUUCUAGAAAUGCCUCAGGGCACAAAGGGAAAAGGGGGCUGUUCUGAAGGAUUUCGACGGACGGCCUUUGGCGCAGUCUUGUGCAGCCCACUGACAAUAAACCCUCUAGCGACUGCCCUUCAAGCCCGAGAGCUGACGCAGCUGUGGCUCCCACUGCCCAGUCCCGUCACCUGCCCGUCACCGACCGGCGCGGUGUUGGCAGGAGGUUGGUGACAGCCAGCCCCCGGCCCCCUCAGGCGCCGCGGGCUGGGGAAUCGGGGACCUGUGCCACGUCGGUCCCUAGGUGUUAACUCUGCACGGCAAGGGUCACUCUUGAAGCCUCCACUUCGUUCCCUCUUACCUGGCCCUGCCCCGCGCGCUCUGGAAGCAGGCCCCGGACGGAGCAGUGGCCAGGCCCGGCCCAGAGAUGUGGCGCCUUGGCCCUUCGGUACUCCCUCUGCCUGUCUCCUCCUGGACGUGCGCAUCUCUCACCUCUUAGGGAUGACGGGUGACCGGCUCGAGGUCACUCAGCCUUGGACGGGCCCCCGCACCCUGCAUUCACCCACGGUGUGGAAACGGACCCUUUCCUAAAACAUGCAUAUGGGGGCUUUCACUUUGCACCCCCUCGCUGCCUGAAAGGAAACCUCAGGGUGCCGGGAAGGGGGUAGAAGCAUGGGCCAGUGGCACUGACCCUCCCACCUCGCCUGGUGCGUGUGGGCACUAGAGGUCAUCUGGGCACCGGCUUGUUGGAGGAGGACACCUAGGUCAGUCAAGGCUAGAAGGAAGCCACCCUCCUGCCUGGGCCUCGUGGGGUGCAUGCUGGGUCCCCAGGCUGGGAAGAUAAGAGGCCCGAUGGGCAAAGGCUUGGGAGAGCAGCCAGGUCCCUGGCUCUGCCUGAGAGUUGGCAUAUCGAAGCGCAGGGCCCGCUUAGCGCCCGUGCGGCCUGGCAGCUCAUGUGGCCCACCCACGCUCUCCUCUUAUUUUGAGUCAGGACGUGGUUGUUGAAAUUGUGAAUCCCGUUGAAGGUGAAUGCGAGACUGACUCGUAUCGGAAAGGAACUCCAUUAGCCAGGCGGCUUUCCGGUUUCCAGCGGUUGGUUUAACCUUGAAAGAAAUUGGUUUAAACGAUAAAGAAAACAUUGGUUUACGAAACUGAGAAGUCCCAAGGACAUUGGCAGCAGAUGAACAGUUUCACCAAAUACCUAGUCUCUUCCUGCCUGCCCCCUGCGCUCUGAAGCGGCGGCUGCAUCCCCGCUGCUGCCUCGGGAUCAGAUGGCUGCUUGUGGUUCCCCCAAGUCUCUUGUUCACAGCCAGCGGGGAGCGCCACCGGCCCGUCCUGCGGUGUAGCUGCUUUCUCUGACGCCCCCGGCAAAUAAACGCUAUCUUUUAUUGGUCAGAA